Catharus ustulatus (Swainson's thrush) is the source of this 2000-nucleotide messenger RNA. Its product is annotated as tetraspanin-36-like. Gene Ontology annotation, cellular component: membrane. Lineage: Eukaryota; Metazoa; Chordata; Aves; Passeriformes; Turdidae. The transcript has 7 exons. Gene Ontology annotation, biological process: protein maturation; regulation of vascular endothelial growth factor signaling pathway; protein localization to plasma membrane. The record is from RefSeq and is a predicted model, not a curated record. Bases 66 to 812 code for a protein of 248 amino acids.
CCGGGGGCGGCCCCGGGGAAAAGUCGGGUCCGGUUCGGGGACACAGCCCCAGAGCUGCCUGAGCCAUGGACUGCGGAGUCAUCACCUCCAAAACUGUGCUGCUGCUGCUGAGCCUCGCCUUCUGGGCAACAGCUGCAGGGCUCAGCUAUGUCGGGGCGUACGUCAUCAACGCCUACAAGAGCUACGACAACUUUCUGCAGGACAAGUACGUCGUGCUGCCAGCCGUGAUCAUUAUUUGCGUGGCUGUGGUGAUGUUCAUCAUCGGGCUGCUCGGCUGCUGCGCCACCUUCCGCGAGUCUCGGGUGGGCCUGGGGCUGUUCUUGGCUAUUAUCCUGGUUAUCUUCAUUGCAGAGGUGUCCACUUUUGUCCUGGGAUUUGUUUACAGAGAAAAGGUAAAAACUGAUGUGCAGGGCACAAUGCGCUCAGUCUUUGAGAAAUAUGAUGGCAAAAACAGCGAGUCUGAAGUUGUGGAUUACUUGCAAGAACAGCUUCACUGCUGCGGGGUUAAGAACUACAGUGACUGGACGACCACCCAGUGGUAUAAUUCCACUGGGAACCACAGUGUCCCCCUGAGCUGCUGCCAGCAAGAGGCCAAGAACUGCACAGGGCAGCUGGAUCAGCUGCAGGAGCUCAACACACGGGGCUGUGCACAGGAGCUGGAGUCUGGGCUGCAGAGUGUUAUCAGCUAUGUUAUGCUUGUAAUCCUGGGGUUUGCUAUCGUAAAGUUCUUCGCCAUGCUGAGCGUCUGUGUGCUUACCUGCAAGAAGCAAGAAAGUGAAUAUCAGCCUCUUCACUCAGGCGUGUUUGCUUAGUAAACUGAAAAGAACAGCCUUGCUUCCUGAUGAUGAGACUGACUCGUGAUUGCACCACAGCUUUAUGAAACAUUAUGGACCUGUGACUGCAGCUGGCACCAGGGGUUAGGAGCGGUAUUAGGGUCCAGAAAGAAACUUUAAUUCUGACCUUUUCCUCUGCCCCGAAAACACACAGCACAAACUUUAUCUUUUAAUCCAUAAAGUGCUGGAGGCCACCUGAGGGGUUUCAGAUCAUUCUCAUCAUGUGGUCUAAACAACAGAAGAAGCUCCUGACUGUCAAGUUUUUAAAUGCUCUUUGUAGGGAUAUAGGGGAUCUGUAGAAUGUUUUCUCUGUAUCUGUGCAAUUUUGGGUUUUUCCCCUUUCUUAGACCAUGCACUGUCAGCUUACUGCACAGGUUGUUAGUGGAAGACGGCCCCAUGUUUAAAGUCCAGAACAAUUUGUGUGGUUGUUUGCAGAAGUUAGCAAACAUGAAAAACUCCAGGUUUUGAGCUCUUGGGCUCAGGACUCUCUCAGGUUUGUUUUUAAUCUCUUAAUUACUGACAUUGAAAAUUCCUUAUGAAGCAGGGCUUUUGAACAUUUUCUUCCUCCUUUUUCCAUGGUUUGCCUGGGGGAAUUAGUGCCACAUUUCUGCUUUGACCAAGCCUCUCCACAUGUUAAAAAGAUGUUAAAUGUUGUAAAUGUAAAAUGUUAAAAAGAUGCAUUAUUGUAAAAAGAAAUUUCAAUAGCCUGCUGUGGCAGUGCUUUUGCACAUUUUCUGUUGUCCUUAAUUCUGCUGGACACAGUCACUCCUUGGAUUGCAUCCCUGCUUUAAUACAGUCCUUCUAUAACUCGUUUGUAUGUUAAUCUGUGUUUAUAAGCUCUUCAGGAUUUUGGGGAUAGAGAACAGAGGGAACUGUGAGCUUUUAUGUAUCAGGGAAUUGUGGAAAAGCAACAGAGAUUGUGCCGAUUCUUUCCUUGGAGAGAUAAGUAGCCUGUCCUUAACAAAAGAAACCUUUGUAUUUCUAACUAAUUGGAAAAAAAAGUUUGGGAUCAGUGUCAUUCCUACCCCAAGAGAAAAAAGAAAGUGAUGGCUGAUGAUGUCCUGUAGGAUACACACCAGCACGACCACGUGUAUGUCCAAAACUGAUUUUUUAUUGAGAGCUUUGUCUUCUGUUAAAUGCUGAAAUAAAGUGAAUUUAUACCACCAA